AUGACCAUCAACAAAGCGCAGGGUCAAUCAUUCAGUAAAGUCGGUAUUUAUCUUCCGGAAGAAGUGUUCUCUCACGGGCAGCUCUACGUGGCCCUAUCUAGAGCUAAAACACCCGAAGGGAUUAAGAUUGAAUCUUCAUCCACCUCUUUGAAAAACAUUGUUUAUACUGAAUCUCUCUGCUUGAAUCUUGCUCAUCUUUAG
Messenger RNA from Ostertagia ostertagi, 201 nucleotides. NCBI's taxonomy places the organism in Eukaryota, Metazoa, Nematoda, Chromadorea, Rhabditida, Trichostrongylidae. The record is from the annotation of a GenBank genome assembly.